Geodia barretti is the source of this 1682-nucleotide messenger RNA. Lineage: Eukaryota; Metazoa; Porifera; Demospongiae; Tetractinellida; Geodiidae. The record is from the annotation of a GenBank genome assembly.
GCACAUCGGGCGAGAACGACCAGCGCAGAGAUCGAGAGAGGAGGCCAGGACGGCCUCGCCAACGUCUUGACUUCGAAGAAUGAGAUAUGGGCAGAUAGUGAUUGGACCUGCAGGCAGUGGAAAAUCCACGUACUGCAGCAACGUGGUGAAGUACUGUCAGGAGUCCAAGAGGACCGUCCACGUGGUGAACCUUGACCCUGCAGCCGAGAAUUUUACCUAUGAUCCAGUGGUAGAUAUCAGGGAUCUAGUUCAGGUGGAGGAUGUGAUGGAGGACGAGGAGCUAAAGUUGGGUCCCAAUGGAGGCCUCAUCUUCUGCCUCGAGUACCUGAUACAGAACCUGGACUGGCUGGAGCAGCAACUGGGGCAAUACGAUGACGACUAUAUCCUAUUUGACUGUCCUGGACAAAUUGAGCUGUACACUCACAUCCCGCUGAUGAAGCGACUGGUGGACAGGCUGCAGCAGUGGAACUUUCGUCUCUGCUCUGUGUUUCUCCUGGACUCCCAGUUUGUGGUGAGCACCAGCAAGUAUGUCGCUGGUGUCAUGACGGCUCUGUCGUCCAUGGUGAGUCUGGAGCUGGCUCACGUGAACCUCCUCACCAAGAUGGACCUUCUCGACAAGAAAUCACGCAAGGAGGUAGACGAGAAGUAUCUGACCCCUGACCCCACCAUACUGCUGUCGGAUUUGAGUGAGACGACGUCAAAGAGAUACAACAAACUAAAUUCUGCCAUUGUUACUCUGAUUAGUGACUACAGUCUGGUGCAGUUCCUACCUCUCAACAUGGCAGAGGAGGACGCCCUGUCAGACGUCAUGCUCUACAUCGACAACACCAUCCAGUAUGGUGAAGACCUGGAUGUCAAGAUCCCUAAGUUGGAAGCUGAUGAAGAUUCAUGAAGUACACAACACACAUGAGACUGGCAAAAAGACGCACACACGAAAACAAGAUGUGAUCCAUGAUUAUAUGAGUGAUAAUUGUCCCAGGGUUCAUUGUCUCAUCAUCACGUCUUGCAGCGGUGACACGAGAGUGUACCAAUGUUGCAGUUCUCGCAUGCCCGACCAGUGCCCACAGGUUGCAGCAAUCUGCGCUUCUUUUCGGCCGAGGCUGUCCCCCAGUUUACGCAUCGUUUGGCAGCCCGGGGCUGUGUACUGCUACUUCUUCCAAACUGCUGGCAGUUCCCCUUGGUUCUGUGCAGUGGAGGCACAGUAGUUGCAGCUGGAGGACGGAGAGGAUAUGUGACUGUGGGCGAAGGCUUUUUCUUAGCUGGGGAGUAAAACUUGUGGGGAAUGUGGGCGUUAGUAGUAGCUGGUGACUGAACCAGAGAUGAAUGAACUGUGGCAGAUGCUGUGGCGGUGUUAGCUGGUGACUGGUGAACCGGAGCAGUGGUAGAUGUACAAAUUGUGGCAGUGUUAGGAGCAGGUGGUUGUGAACUACUGGGGUGACCAUUAGCUGGCACAGUGCUACACUGCAGUUCCUUCAAAACAGAGACAAUAGCCAAUGACAGCUGUGUGGAGGGAGAGACUGAAUUGGAUAGCUUGAGUACUCCAAUGUCUGGGAGCACCUUUCCAUUGGUGUAGAACACAUCUACAGCCUCUGUGUCUCUCGUAGUUCCUCUGGAGCGAAGGUAGCGAUGCUGAUAGAGUUUCUCGACCAGUGAAAUUGGGUGUAGGGAUCCGGCAAGUAGGA